Staurois parvus is the source of this 354-nucleotide messenger RNA. The record is from the annotation of a GenBank genome assembly. Lineage: Eukaryota; Metazoa; Chordata; Amphibia; Anura; Ranidae.
AAUUCUGCAAGUGGUUCUAAUUUGCUAUCGCUGUUCUCUAGCUGGCCUAAAACUGCUUUUGACCUAAAGGGACGCUUUUUGGACGCCAUGGACUUUUCUCAGUUUGCAGGCAGAAAGAACAGUAUAAAUGCAGGCAGGGCACAGGACAAAGCACUAGGGGCAAAAUGUAUGUGAAAUGCUUUGAUACAUGUAUUGAGUGAAUGUCACUUUUAACAUUUUUGAAUUUCCCACUGGUUCCGUCCCCUGUACGUCCCGUACGUCCCGUACGUCCCGACGCUCACAGGGACCGGAACCCGGAAGACGGAUGCCGGCAUCUGCCGGAGGAGAUGGCCAGGGACGCUGCAGGGGGGACAU